This is a messenger RNA of Caenorhabditis remanei, 1503 nucleotides long. RefSeq lists its product as uncharacterized. Bases 1 to 1503 code for a protein of 500 amino acids. NCBI's taxonomy places the organism in Eukaryota, Metazoa, Nematoda, Chromadorea, Rhabditida, Rhabditidae. The record is from RefSeq and is a predicted model, not a curated record. The transcript has 4 exons.
AUGAACUUUGAACCUGAAAUACUGUAUGCAAGAGUAUUCACCAACCAACAUAUUGUCGAAAACAUUCUCAGUUAUCUUUCUGAUGACUUCAGGAAGAAUUUGGAUGUUAGAUUGGUGAAUAAAUCAAUAAAUAACACAUUUCUACGGCUAAUUAGGAGAAAUCAUCGACAAAUUAAGAUUGAGUAUGCUUACGACGUAGAAGAUUCAUUCACACGAUCGAAGGAUUAUAUCUAUAUCAACUAUCGGAAAAUCUAUACACACGAUGUUGUCGGAUACUUCAUUUUUCUGAAUACUGUAGUUGGUGUAAAAGUUGAGAAGAUUGCAACAAGAAGGUUAUGGAUGUUGGAAAAUAAAUUCAUGCUCAGACUUCACGACUUCAUUCAUUCUCAUCUGAUUGGAAGUAAUGGAACCCAUAUUCAAUCAUUGAUUAACUUGGAGGAAAUAUGUGAUGGAUGUGAGAAAUGUUCAAAUAUUGCUCAGAAGUGUCUAGAAUAUGGUCCAUUGAGAUUCAGUACACUACAAACUAUGAUUUAUUCAAAGAACUACAAGAAACUGCAUGUGACUGAUAAACUAUUCGAAGACAUUGCAGAGUACUGUAUCUCUAAGUCAAAAAACAAGGAAGAAUGUUUCAAAGAGCUGGAUAAAACUAUUCUCUCCACCAUAUCUUGUGACAAACUUGCUAUUUGGAUCAGUGAGUCCAGAGUACUCCCGGAUGAAGAGACAGAUCCAAAGUAUGAUCACCGGCACAUGCCACGAGAAGUUAUAGAUAUCAUUCUGAGAAAAUGGAAUGUAAAAUCGAUAAAGCUCAAUAUAUUGCAUCACACGAACGAACCAGAGUGCAGAAUCGAAUGGCUACAGUAUGACUAUUUCACUCGAGUCAGAUUGAAUGAUUCAUAUUGGGAAACUAAGCAAUCAGAUUUGAAAUUCAACCAUGUCGAAGUGAGUUUAUCCUAUUCACUAGACUGUGUAAGAGGGUUGGGAAACCUCCCUCCAGAAGCGGAUCCUCCUGCAGGAUACGAAAAUUUUAUUCCGAAUAUCAGAAGACUGUUCCCGACAGAUCAAAUAUCGAUGGAACUGCCUCAUUGGUAUUUUAUUGCAUGUAAUAAUAUCAAGAAGAAAAUGUCAACAAUAUUGCAAGUGGUCUCCAUGAAAAAGCCACAGAAAUUGAGUUUAGACAUCAAGUUUUUCGUGAAAUCAGGAAUCGUCAAAAAGCUCAAUGAGGAGACGAAUAGGGAAGAAUUGUUGGGAAUCGCUUCGGGAUAUGUUCUACAAGAGAACAGAUUACAUUGUUUCAAGAAGUCUUCCCCGUUCAAUAGAGGCCAUGGUCCGGAAGUAUUUCUUGACAAUAAAUGGGUUGGAAGAAGGUUUCAAGUAGAGGAUACUGUCAAUCAAUUCAAUUUCAAUUUGGAUGUGUAUAUCAAGAAGAAGGAGCUGGAAGAAGGAUUCGAUGAAGAACUGUUACAGGAAUAUCCGUAUUCUUUUGUUGGACACUUUUUCGCAUGA